ACACUCAGUCGGGCAACACUGUCCCCUCAGCUGUCGCGCGGAGUUGUUUACAUACUUCGGUGGGGUGGCGAACCUUGCUAACCAGCUAAACUGCGCUUCCCAAGCCGAUCAUGGGGAUUUGCAUGAGCUGCUUCAAAGGCUCCGGCGCUGACGUAACUCCAUCGCCGAGACUUGAUGUGACCGUGAAGCGGCAACAAAUGGCCGAAGCCGCGGAGCGGAGACUCAAGGAGCAGGAGCACAGGGGAAUCAAAGAUCCCGAAAAAUUAAAGAGGCAACAGCAAAAGCGAGAAGAGCUUGAACAACAGCUUGCGGCCGGUGGGCCGGGCGAGGCGAAUUUGCGGUGGCAAGUCCAAUGAGUAGUUGAUCGACACCAACGUUGUUACCACAUGUAAAAAAAAAGGAACUGUGUUAACCGAAGAAACUACCUUUUGAGUGUUGUGCUGGUGUGCGUGAAUAAUUAUGUAUAUAUCUGAAAUCAAAAUAAAUGUUGCUGUAUAGAAA
Messenger RNA from Dermacentor andersoni, 501 nucleotides. It is a transcript of the gene Svip, whose product is annotated as small VCP interacting protein. Gene Ontology annotation, biological process: negative regulation of retrograde protein transport, ER to cytosol; negative regulation of VCP-NPL4-UFD1 AAA ATPase complex assembly; positive regulation of autophagy. Lineage: Eukaryota; Metazoa; Arthropoda; Arachnida; Ixodida; Ixodidae. Gene Ontology annotation, cellular component: endoplasmic reticulum membrane. The record is from RefSeq and is a predicted model, not a curated record.